Messenger RNA from Trichomonas vaginalis G3, 948 nucleotides. Its product is annotated as protein of unknown function, DUF4106 family. The annotation marks the transcript as partial. Lineage: Eukaryota; Parabasalia; Trichomonadida; Trichomonadidae. The transcript has a single exon. The record is from RefSeq and is a predicted model, not a curated record.
AUGGGAUAUAAGAUAUAUUCUAACUCUGACUUAGUUCAAACAGUAACAUGGGCAAACUAUGAAUGGUUCGCUUUGAGAAACUCAGUACAACCACAAGCUAGAGAACAAACAGACCAGUAUGCAACUAUUGAGAAAAUAAGAAGACUUGACCCUAACGUUCCAGGAGUUUAUGUUAACCUUUCUGGACAAACUGCAGCAGCAGUAACCAAAGUAAAACUGAAACUUAGAGUUCCUUUGUCAUCUUUCCUCAUCUUCAGGUUUUUAAGAUACUUGCCAAACUGGGCAGGAAAAAUUUCUAUUGAACUUACUCCAAGCAAAAAUAACUUAGUCAUUGCACCAACACAAGACCCAUUCAGCAUCGCUGUAGCUGGAACUGGUGGAGCCAAGUUCUGUGACUUUUGCAAAGACAAAGUUGACUUAGACUUUGGUUUCUCAAACCUCAACACUGAAGUAAACUAUUAUUUCAAUGCUGCUGGAACUGCUUGGGACCCAGUUAAGUUCACAUGCGAAAAGUUUGAAUGCAAGAGAAUAGAAAGCAGACUUGCAGUCUAUAUGUUGGACCCAGAUAUUUCAAAUGCUUUAGCUGCCAAAUAUAUUGCAGUUCCACUUAUGUUCCCUAUACACCAAAUAUCUGUCAAAGACUUUGCAGGUGAAGUUGGAAACCAAAGUGCUGACCCAGGUGCAAGAACAGAUAUUGCCUUAACAACUGCAAUGAAACAUGCAGAUACUAUGUUUGUACUGUUCAGACGAACUAUAAAUGACUAUUCUUGUUUCUACAACCCCGGUAUUAAAUAUCAUAUAAACAUAGAUGGCAAAUACUAUCCAAGAGAAGAAUAUUCUACAGUUGAGGAUAUGAGGUCAUACAACUUGACAUUAGAUGCUAUGAACUUUAACAACAACUUCACAACAACCAUUAACCCUGAAAUGCAAAGUUCUAUUAUGCCAUAU